CCCGGCCGAUCCGAGGAUGGAGAGAAGGCCGCGGAGUCCCUCCAGGGAGCCCCACCGGAGAGGAGGGGGGUCCCCUCCCAAGGAGAGCAAGAGGACGAAGGCCGAGAGAGCUGGCCGAGGCCGCGGGCGCCGCGAUGCGAGCCGUGACCCGCCAGCCUCAGCGCGUGCGGGGAGCCCAGUGGAGCCCCGAGCUGCGGCCGCCACCGUGGUGGACGUGGAUGAGGUGCGGUGCUCCGCAGAGGAGGGCACCGAGGUGGUGGCGCUGCUGGAGAGCGAGCGGCCAGAGGAAGGUACCAAAUCCUCUGGCUUAGGGGUCUGCGAGUGGCUCCUUGUCCUCAUAUCUCUGCUCUUUAUCGUCGUGACCUUCCCUUUUUCUAUCUGGUUCUGCAUCAAGGUCGUACAGGAGUAUGAGAGAGUAAUUAUAUUCCGACUGGGACAUCUGCUUCCUGGAAGAGCCAAAGGUCCUGGCCUUUUCUUCUUUUUGCCCUGCCUGGACACCUACCACAGGGUUGACCUUCGUCUCCAAACCUUGGAAAUACCCUUUCAUGAGGUUGUGACCAAAGACAUGUUUAUAAUGGAGAUAGAUGCCAUCUGCUACUACCGGAUGGAAAACGCCUCUCUCCUCCUAAGUAGUCUGGCUCAUGUGUCCAAAGCUGUCCAAUUCCUCGUGCAGACCACCAUGAAGCGUCUCCUGGCACAUCGAUCCCUCACUGAAAUUCUUCUAGAGAGAAAGAGCAUUGCCCAAGAUGUAAAGGUCGCCUUGGAUUCAGUGACCUGUAUUUGGGGAAUCAAAGUGGAGAGAACAGAAAUUAAGGAUGUGAGGCUGCCAGCCGGGCUUCAGCACUCGCUGGCGGUGGAAGCCGAAGCACAAAGACAGGCCAAAGUGCGGAUGAUUGCUGCAGAAGGGGAAAAGGCCGCCUCCGAGUCCCUGAGGAUGGCUGCCGAGAUUCUGUCAGGCACCCCGGCUGCUGUUCAGCUUCGAUAUCUCCACACCCUGCAAGCUUUAUCCACAGACAGACCUUCCACUGUGGUUUUACCUUUGCCGUUUGACUUACUAAAUGUCCUGUCUUCUCCCAGCAACAGAACACAAGGCAGCAUCCCCUUACCCCACCCUCCCAGACCUGUUGAGCCACUGAAUCCGAAAAAGAAAGACUCCCCCAUGUUAUAG
Messenger RNA from Condylura cristata (star-nosed mole), 1168 nucleotides. It is a transcript of the gene NPHS2, whose product is annotated as nephrosis 2, idiopathic, steroid-resistant (podocin). Bases 17 to 1168 code for a protein of 383 amino acids. Lineage: Eukaryota; Metazoa; Chordata; Mammalia; Eulipotyphla; Talpidae. The transcript is spliced from 8 exons. Gene Ontology annotation, cellular component: plasma membrane. The record is from RefSeq and is a predicted model, not a curated record.